GUUCGGGCAAUGGACGGCCGGAGAAUCGCGGUGGGCCGUGUCCCGGCUCUGGGGCCGCUCCUGGGCUGAGGGUCUGGGCUGGGAGCGGCUUGGAGCGUUUAACGCCUGAACUGUAGAAGUCCUGUACUGCUGGGGAAUAGCUGGAAAUAAAAUGGGAAAGGAUGGAUGUGUGCUGUCCCAGGAGAUGAAGAACACAGCAGUACAUGGUAACUCUGGCAGCUUCUGGCCAUCCCAAUAAUGAAAACGGAAGCUAAGGAUGGAGAAGAGGAAAGCCUGCAGACAGCAUUCAAAAAGCUAAGAGUUGACACAGCUGGAUGUACUGCUUCUCUCUCUGUGGGCGAAAGGACAAGUCCGAGAACACUAGUCAGAACAGCAGCAGAUGAAACCAAAUCUAAGAAUGUGUGUACUUCUAAGGAAACCUGGCAUGGAUCUAUGAAGAAGCCUUCAAGAGGAGUUGUGAGAACCCAGCGUCGCAGGCGUUCCAAGUCUCCAAUUCUUCAUCCUCCAAAGUUUAUCCACUGCAACACAAAACCACAUUCCACGUGCAGCCAGCUAGUGCACAAGAGCCAGAUCGAUGCCCCAGAUGACAGCAGUGGGUUUGGGACGCCAGUCCCAAAGGAAACCUGUGCACAUGAACGAUGUGGUAUUGCUCCUGAUGGUGGCCAGAAGGGAGCUGAUGUUGAGUCUUUGGGAGCUUCUGUUACACAGUCGGCCUUGGAGAACAAACAGAACUCUCCAGCUGCUCUUUCUCUAGUAUGCAAAGCAAGCCUAGAGACUACGGAGCUUUCUGACUUUCAGUCCAUGUGCAAGCUAAACACGAACAAGUCAUGUGCAUGUGCAGAUAAAGCCUGUCAGUGUAAACGAUGGCAAGAUAUGGAAGUGUACAAAUUCUCUGGCUUGCAGAGCACCCUCCAGUUGGCACCUGACAGAACAGUUUCUGAGGAUCACUCCCAGUCUUUGCCAUCAAGAACUCCCUCAAGUUCUCCACGCUCCUGCUCUGAGCAAGCCAGGGCCUUUGUGGAUGAUGUGACUAUUGAAGAUCUUUCGGGAUACAUGGAAUAUUACUUGUAUAUUCCGAAGAAAAUGUCUCACAUGGCAGAAAUGAUGUACACCUGACAGCAAUGAGCACUAAAACCAGAAGGGUGGAUGGUUUAAAUCUGCCCUCAGUCGCAUUCAUGUGAGAUACAACCCACUCCCUGCUCACUGUGCUUGCAAUAAAAACACUUCUUUGCAUCUUA
Molecule: messenger RNA, 1238 nt
Organism: Chroicocephalus ridibundus (black-headed gull)
Lineage: Eukaryota; Metazoa; Chordata; Aves; Charadriiformes; Laridae
Gene: OSER1
Product: oxidative stress responsive serine rich 1
Exons: 4
Coding region: 238-1116 (292 amino acids)
Biological process (GO): cellular response to hydrogen peroxide
Source: RefSeq, a predicted model, not a curated record